UCGUUGCCCUUUUUAAAAAAAAACUCGAAAAGGGCAAAAUACUCGACACCUUCCCCAUAGAAUGCCAACCGAGAUACCGAACAAGUUGGGAAAUGCCCACUUCUUCCUCAUUGCAUUAUGUCUCUUCUUCUCUUGCUCCGAGCCGUCCACAUUCACUGUGACGAACAACUGCCCGUACCCGAUAUGGCCAGGGACUCUGUCGGGUGCUGGGUCACCUCCACUCCCAACUACAGGCUUCAGGUUAGAAUCUGGGCAGAGUGUCAGGAUCCCCAGCACACCUGGAUGGUCGGGAAGACUAUGGGCAAGGACUGGUUGCACGUUCGAUGAGUCGGGUGCCGGGACCUGCCAGACUGGAGACUGUGGAGGGAGGCUCGAGUGUGAUGGGAACGGCGCCAACCCACCUGCUUCCCUCUUUGAGAUAACCCUCGGGGCUGGCAACGAGAAAGAUUACUAUGAUGUGAGCCUCGUGGAUGGCUACAACCUUCCUAUAGUUGCCGUCCCACAAGGAGUAUAUGGCACAUGCAAUGCUACCGGGUGCACUUCGGACAUCAAUAUGGGUUGUCCUAAAGAGCUGCAAGUCGUGGGAGGUGAACAAGGAGAUCAAGGAGGAGUGGUAGCGUGUAAGAGCGCUUGCGAGGCAUUCAGGCUGGACCAGUACUGCUGCAGCGGAGAGUUUGCUAACCCGACAACAUGCCAACCUUCAUUCUACUCAACCAUCUUCAAGAGAGCUUGCCCUAGGGCUUACAGCUAUGCCUUUGAUGAUGGAACUAGCACCUUCACAUGCAAGGCUUAUAACUAUGCAAUUGUUUUCUGCCCAAACACAAACGGGGUGAAUAAAUCUGACAGUGCCUUACCUCCGCCAUCAUUUCAAGACCCAACCCGCAGUGACUUAUCUCCGCCAUCAUUUCAAGACCCAACCCGCAGUGACUUACCUCCGCCAUCAUUCCAAGACCCAACCCGCCGUACCUUACCUCCACCAUCAUUUCAAGACCCAACCAGCGGGAGAGUCGUCAAGAUGAUUUCUGCCUCCAAUGCCAUUCUACCAUUCAGAUUUGUGACCCUCCUUUUCAUUUUCUCCUUGCUUUUCCUGAACAGACCAGUUUAGUUGGCGGAUUAGCUGAGGAGCUCUGACUCAGGGGAAAGAGAGCACUGCAUAUGCCUGCUUGGAAGACUGAUUCAGAAUGAUAUAUAGUUACCUUACAGCGAAUAGGGAGGAAAGAAGCAAGAAGAAACUCCCUUAACAUGGAAAAUAGUGGGAUGUAGACGAAAAAUUCAGUAGCAAUACAUGGUACAUUGCGCAAUAAGUUAUCCGACAAUAUAUUGUACCGGAAGAACACAGUGAAAUAGAUUGAAACAGCUUAUACAA
Messenger RNA from Punica granatum (pomegranate), 1366 nucleotides. The record is from RefSeq and is a predicted model, not a curated record. NCBI's taxonomy places the organism in Eukaryota, Viridiplantae, Streptophyta, Magnoliopsida, Myrtales, Lythraceae.